This is a messenger RNA of Diaporthe citri, 639 nucleotides long. RefSeq lists its product as uncharacterized. NCBI's taxonomy places the organism in Eukaryota, Fungi, Ascomycota, Sordariomycetes, Diaporthales, Diaporthaceae. The coding region runs from base 1 to 639 and encodes 212 amino acids. The record is from RefSeq and is a predicted model, not a curated record. The transcript has 3 exons.
AUGUCUUCCUGGUCCAGACCACUUCUGGUUCUCUCGCUGUUGCUAGCUCCAGCAUCGCUCGUGAGGGGAGACGCGUUCGGAGUCACAUUACAACUUCCCACCCGUAUGCCAGCAUGGGCUGAGCCCCUCUCGCCUCACCUGGCCAGUCUUAGCAUAGAGAUGGAUCGUUGGACAGACUGGGCGGGAGCAGAGAUUGGGCGUCCUAACGAUCUCACGCUCUCAAACCUCGCCCUUCUCUGGCAUGACCCAGACGCGCUGCUCAUCGUCAAUGAAGCCAUCGGAAAGGGUAACAACUCGUACGUUGCCGAACUCUCGGCAAGCAACGAUACACUCGCAGCGUAUGGAAUCUGGGAGGGUAACACGCUUCGCCGCGUGGUUGCUUUGAAUAGCAACGUCCACCUUGGUGACAGUACGGCAUCGUCUUUCAAUAUAACCUUGAACGAAGAAGGGGCAAAACGAGUGUCUUGGAUCAAGCGGCUUGCGGCACCAGCAACAACCGCAAGCUCUGGUGUCACCUGGGCUGGGCAAAGCUUUGAGACGCUUUCAGGGUUGCCGGAGGGCCAAGUGACACUCGAAGAGGUUGACAAUGGAAUGUUCGAGAUCCAACCUUCGACGGCGAUUCUUUUGGAAUUCGAGUGA